CUUCUUCCUUUUGAUCGCCAUUUUUUCUUCAGCAAGAUGCCGAAGAACGUGUGUAGUAAAACCUACACAACUCCAAGGCGUCCCUUCGAGAAAGAGCGUCUGAAUCAAGAAUUAAAAAUUAUUGGAGACUAUGGGCUUCGUAACAAACGUGAGGUAUGGCGUGUGAAGUUCACUUUGGCGAAGAUCCGAAAGGCUGCGCGAGAACUUCUUACAUUGGAGGAGAAAGAUCAGAGAAGGUUGUUCGAAGGUAAUGCUCUUUUGCGUCGUCUCGUACGAAUUGGCGUGCUCGAUGAGACCCGAAUGAAGCUCGAUUACGUGUUGGGUCUGCGAAUCGAAGAUUUCUUGGAGAGGCGUCUUCAAACUCAAGUAUUUAAGCUUGGUUUGGCGAAGAGUAUUCAUCACGCUCGUGUGUUGAUCCGACAGAGACACAUACGUGUGCGCAAACAGCUUGUCAAUGUCCCAUCAUACAUUGUGCGUCUGGACUCUCAAAAGCACAUUGAUUUCUCACUGAAUUCACCAUAUGGUGGAGGGCGCCCAGGCCGUGUGAAGAGAAGGAACAUGAGGAAAGGGCAAGGUGGUGGCUCUGAUGCUGAGGAAGAGGAUGAAGAUUAGACAGAAGACCAAAUGAACCUCCUCUUAAAAAUGUAAUAGUGCUGCUAAAUAAAACAGCUUAUUCUGUGAA
Pocillopora verrucosa is the source of this 682-nucleotide messenger RNA. RefSeq names its product small ribosomal subunit protein uS4. Gene Ontology annotation, molecular function: structural constituent of ribosome; rRNA binding. The record is from RefSeq and is a predicted model, not a curated record. Lineage: Eukaryota; Metazoa; Cnidaria; Anthozoa; Scleractinia; Pocilloporidae. Gene Ontology annotation, biological process: translation; ribosomal small subunit biogenesis. Gene Ontology annotation, cellular component: cytosolic small ribosomal subunit.